AGGGCCGGGAGCCGCGCCGAUCCCGUCCCGUCCGUGCGGCCCCGUCCCGGCUUUGUGGCGCUCGGGGGCGGGGAAGCGCCGGGAAGCGCAGGGGAGCGGAGGGAAGCGGGGAAGGCUCCGCUCCUCCUCCGCGGCCCCGGCCCCGCUCAUGGCGACGCUGGGCACAUCCGGGCCUCUCCUCAUCCUCCUCCUCCUCCUCCUCCGGCGGCCGCCGCUGCCCUGAGCGCCCGGCCCGGCUCCAUUCGCGCCUCCCCCGAGCCCUUGGCGGAGCAGCGGCGGGGGAGCCCCGGCCGGGGCCAUGUCCAACCCGGGGGCCCGGCGGAACGGGCCCGUCAAGCUGCGGCUGACAGUACUGUGUGCAAAAAACCUGGUGAAAAAGGAUUUUUUCCGACUCCCCGAUCCCUUUGCCAAGGUUGUGGUGGACGGAUCUGGCCAAUGCCAUUCUACAGAUACUGUGAAGAAUACACUUGAUCCCAAGUGGAAUCAGCAUUACGACCUCAACAAGGAAAACUGGAAAAUUCAAGACAGGUACAUUGGGAAGUCGGAUUCAAUAACAAUCAGCGUGUGGAAUCACAAGAAGAUCCAUAAAAAGCAGGGAGCUGGUUUUCUGGGCUGCGUGAGGCUUCUUUCAAAUGCCAUCAACCGCCUUAAAGACACUGGUUAUCAGAGGUUGGAUCUGUGCAAGCUUGGGCCAAACGACAACGAUACUGUCCGAGGGCAGAUAGUAGUGAGUCUCCAGUCCAGGGACCGAAUAGGCACAGGGGGACAAGUCGUGGAUUGCAGUCGGUUGUUCGACAACGAUUUACCGGAUGGGUGGGAGGAGCGCAGAACUGCCUCUGGAAGGAUCCAGUACUUAAAUCACAUCACGCGGACGACGCAGUGGGAGCGACCGACACGGCCAGCAUCCGAGUACUCCAGCCCGGGCAGGCCACUGAGCUGCUUUGUGGACGAGAACACUCCGAUCACGGGCACCAACGGCGCGAGCUGCGGGCAGGCGGCCGACCCCCGGCUGGCCGAGAGGAGGGUCCGCUCCCAGAGGCACAGGAACUACAUGAGCAGGACACACUUGCACACUCCUCCUGAUCUACCUGAAGGAUAUGAACAAAGGACGACUCAGCAAGGCCAGGUCUAUUUUCUGCAUACUCAGACUGGUGUCAGCACGUGGCACGAUCCAAGAGUACCCAGGGAUCUUAGCAACAUCAAUUGUGAGGAGCUUGGGCCGCUGCCUCCUGGAUGGGAGAUCCGAAACACAGCCACGGGCAGGGUUUAUUUUGUUGACCAUAACAACAGGACGACGCAGUUCACAGACCCGCGGCUCUCCGCGAACCUGCACUUGGUCCUGAACCGGCAGAACCAGCUGAAGGACCAGCAGCACCAGCAGCAGCAGCAGGUGGUGUCGCUGUGCCAGCUCCCGGACGAGGCCGAGUGCCUGACGGUGCCGCGCUACAAGCGGGACCUGGUGCAGAAGCUGAAGAUCCUGAGGCAGGAGCUGUCCCAGCAGCAGCCCCAGGCUGGGCACUGUCGCAUCGAGGUCUCCAGGGAGGAGAUUUUUGAGGAAUCCUACAGGCAAGUCAUGAAGAUGAGGCCCAAAGACCUGUGGAAACGAUUAAUGAUCAAAUUCCGUGGGGAGGAAGGCCUUGAUUAUGGAGGAGUUGCCAGGGAGUGGCUCUACCUGUUGUCCCAUGAGAUGCUGAACCCAUAUUACGGGCUCUUCCAGUAUUCCCGAGAUGACAUUUACACCCUGCAGAUCAACCCCGACUCCGCCGUCAACCCGGAGCACCUGUCCUAUUUCCACUUCGUGGGCCGGAUCAUGGGCAUGGCCGUGUUCCACGGGCACUACAUCGACGGCGGCUUCACGUUGCCUUUCUACAAGCAGUUGCUGGGGAAGCCAAUUACUUUGGAUGACAUGGAAUUGGUUGACCCUGAUCUCCACAACAGCUUAGUCUGGAUACUUGAGAACGACAUCACGGGCGUGCUGGACCACACGUUCUGCGUGGAGCACAACGCGUACGGGGAGAUCAUCCAGCACGAGCUCAAACCCAACGGCAAGAGCAUCCCCGUGACAGAGGAGAACAAAAAGGAAUAUGUCAGACUUUAUGUGAACUGGCGGUUUUUACGAGGAAUCGAAGCGCAGUUCCUGGCGCUGCAGAAGGGAUUUAAUGAAGUAAUCCCCCAACAUCUGCUGAAGACAUUUGAUGAGAAGGAGUUGGAGCUCAUCAUCUGUGGACUGGGAAAAAUCGACGUGAACGACUGGAAGGCGAACACCAGGUUAAAACACUGUACCCCGGACAGCAACAUCGUCAAAUGGUUCUGGAAGGCCGUGGAGCUCUUUGACGAGGAGAGGAGGGCGCGGCUGCUGCAGUUCGUGACCGGCUCCUCCCGAGUGCCCCUGCAGGGCUUCAAGGCACUGCAAGGUGCUGCAGGCCCGCGGCUCUUCACCAUCCACCAGAUCGACGCCAGCACCAACAACCUGCCGAAAGCUCAUACCUGCUUCAACAGGAUCGACAUUCCCCCGUACGAGAGCUACGAGAAGCUCUACGAGAAGCUGCUGACGGCCAUCGAGGAGACCUGCGGCUUCGCCGUGGAGUGACCCUGCCCAGCCUCUCCCACCUCUAUUUAUACUCCUGUCAGCCACCAAGCCCUUCCUUCCCUCAGCCAAGACUCAAGAGAUGCUUGAAAUACAGGAAACUUUCCCUUUUCUACACUAGGACACUGGGAGGGAAAGGACAACUUUGGAUUUUUUUUUUUUUUUAAUUUUUUUUUUAAUUUUUUAUUUCAAGAAAAUGGGUUCUGUGGUUCCUGCCAUGGGAUCAUUCAGCUGCUAUUAAAAACUAAUAUCUUGAACAUACAGAAUGCUGACUUUUCCUACAUUUCAACAGUUAAGCAGUAUUCUAUACUUAAAGACUACUACUAUUUUUGUAAGAGGUAAUCUAUUAUAUUUGCCUACCUGAUUUCUAUUCUCAGAUACCAAGACACAACUUCAGCAGUCGGUACAAGUCACGUUUCAGCCUGUUUUAAAUGUAUGAUACUGAACAGCAUCUAUUCCUGCUAUUUUUGGAAAAAAAAAAAAAAAAGAAAAAAGAAAAAAAUAUUUUGGAUUAUUCUAACUUUGCAUAAAAUUGGCUGAAAGAAUCAUUAACCUUUUUAAUUCAAGGCACUUACAUGUUAACUGCAUUUUCUUAUAGGGAAACAUUAUAUUCUGCAAUGUAAAUUCAAGGUAAAUGGUGCCACAAGGGGCUUUUUUUUAUAUUUUUCAAGCAUGAAUUCCGAACGUUUUGGGGUCCUAUUUAUAUCACUUGCCAGAUUCCUCCAGCAGAAUUUCUAGUGGGAGUGACACAGGCUGUGUUUGUGCAGUCCUGCUGUUAACAUGUGGAAUAACCUUUUUUAAUGAACAGUGGAUGUUUGGAUUUUUUUUUUUAAAGGCAUUUUUUUCUAAUGAGUCCGUCAAGAGUAUUUUUUUUUUUUUUGUCGUUGCUUUUGACUUUAAAUUGAAACACUGCAUUUUUUUCAGCUUUUGAAGAGCAGAAGCUCCUUUCAGAACCCACCCUGUGCAGUCAACCAAAGUUUGUUUGAACGCAGCCAAAUCACGUUCUGUGUUUGUCGAUGCUAAAGAUUUAUCAGGUAAAAAAAACAAAACCCCACGUUGUAAUCUUUGUCCAGCUGCUCAGGACACGUGGGUUUGAAGUUACAGCUAAGGAAAAAUCGGUGUAUUGACUGAAAUCUGUGUCACGUGCUUUGGGAACGAGGUGGUGAGAGCACAUAAUUUAUUGAUUGUAGGGAUGGAAGUAAGGAUUUCUGUGAGUUAUGCCAUGGGUUGAUCUCUGCAAAGGGGAAAAAAUGCACUACCAGUAGAGGGAACUGAACUUUUGGUGUUAGCUUGGAAAUUCUCCGUUAGGAUCUGUCUGACCUGCUCGUGGGGUGUGUGUGGAUGGAGGAGGCUGCUCGAGAGACGGUGCCGUUCUCAGCCAUUCUCAUUCCUCUCAGCCAGGAGCAUUUUUGGAAUAAGUGGAGGGUUUUUUUUUUUUCCCCAAUCAGCGCUGUGGUUUCGUAGCUUGGGUUCCAAUUCAUCGUCACAUCUGCACUGGUUUUACACGGCCCACGAGAAGAGGGGCAGAGGUGCUGGGAAUGCUGAGGGGAUGGGAUGGCUGAAGGAUGGGAUGGAAGCAGCUGUUCCGUGUUGUGGAAGUCACAGCGAUCCGGCUCCUUUUCUGUUCGUUCUGUGGAGCUCGAGCUCGGUUCUGUCCUGCCAGGCCUGGCUGCCACAGUGAGUGCUCUGCUGCUGAGGUGGUGGAGUGGAACAGCGGGCAAGGGACUGCUUCUGGAGACUCGUGGUGAGAAGCUGGGCAGCCAAAGCCACAUGUUCAGUGGGUUAUUGGGUUUGUGCAGCUGUUGCUGGCUGGGUUGUUCCGAGGGACUUGCUUCCCAUUCCGGGCUGGCUGCAGGGUGAGGCUGCUCAGGGAUGUGAGCAGAGAGCCAAGAGCCUGGGUUUGACAGCCAGGUUUGAGAGAGAUCAGAGCCUUCUUUUAAUGUCAAGGGACUCUUGCACUCCUGUUGAAGGGCUGGUGGUGGUUUUGCUCCCUAAUUGGGCUCCCUAAUUCGCCGCUUCCAGGUAAUUCUGGUUAGCAGAGAAGCUGCUGCUGUGUCAGUGCAGGGCCUGGGAGGGCAAAGCAGGUGGUUGUUGCUCAGUGUGUUCUCUGCCCCUGGUUGGGAACAAGCUCCAAACAGACCCUCCCAGAGCCUCUGCUCCCCCCCUGCACAUGCCUGGGUGUGGUGGAGUCACUGCUGACAGGGAUUUUCCAGGGCCAGGUCCCUGUGCCCCCUUUCCCAGGACCCUCCAGCGCUGCAGAAGUGAGGUUUGGUUUUAUUUCCCCUGCUCUUGCUGCUCCCUGGCCACGAGGGACGUCAUGGCAGGUGUAAAAUCUGCUCUGCUGCAGCUCCUGGGAGGGCUCAGGGGCCACUCAGGGGAUUUGUGGCAGACAGCUCAGCCCAGCCCUGGCCCUGCAGUGUCCCCUGAGCCCUCUGGUGGGUUUACUGAUCCCUUUGUGAGGAGGCAGGAGAUGAGCUCUGCAAGCCCCCAGCCCAUUUUCACAGCAGCCUUAGCAGCACGUCUGGUUUUUUCUACCAAACGUUUUCUUACGGCACAGAGAAAUUUUUUUGUUUUUUUUUUUAACUGCCACAGAUCUAAAUAUUUAAAAUUUAAUAUAUUAUAGGCAAAGCUAGACAAAUCUCCAUUGGACUUUCCAUAGCUGACAGAUGAGGAUGAAUAUACCACGUUAUUUUGAGUGCCUUUCUACCUUCAUAAAGUCUGAGAGCUUUAACUGAAGCACCUCAUCACCCAGCCAGAUGUUCAUCUGAAAGUGCUAAAGGGUUGAUUCCUUUGCAAAAUUUUCUUUCAAGAUCAUGUCAGCUCCUUUCCCCUCAAAAAAAAGAAGGUGCUAAGCCCUAAUAUUGCAUUUUAACCUUGGACUUUCACCCCAUGAUUAAUGUGAAUAUUUAUUUCAAUGUGUCCCUCUUACUGGGUUUUACUUUAUCCAGUCUUUAGUUGUUUUAGAGAGAUGUCACAUCAUGGUUUUAUGCUGUUGCUUUUCCUGAUGAAUGUUUAAUUAUGAACAGUGACUUUUUGUAGAUUUCAAAUAUUACACAGUUGAGUUUCAGAGGAUUUAAUUUCUCGGUGUAAAGAGUUUUGUAAUGGUGCUUUGUACAGUAUGUAUUCUAAUUUUUUUUUUUUUUGCACAUAGUUUCAGUUUCCCUAAACUGAUUUAUUUGUACCAAAAUUUUUUUUUUGUGUUGUACUAAAGUCCAGAGCACACUUUUUUUUUUUUUUUUUUUUAAAUUGCUGUUCUCCAACAAACACUACAUCUGGAUUGAACUUCUGGUGCAUUUGAGAACUGGCUGCAGUGAGGGAAGUCAAAGCUUUGCUUCUCUGUCACCCUCCAGCUGGAUGUAGCACGUUCUGAUGGCUUCGGGUCUGAAACAGCACCACACUUCCCAGGUUGUACUUCACACUAAGUAGUUAAGUCCUGGCUCUGCCACACCCUCAGAGCUUUGUCUGUAGCUGUAAUUAGUUUAUCCAAGUGUAAUUACUCCUCCACAAACUGACAGUUCUUAGUUUCUCAUUGCCAUUGUAUUUAUUACCGAGUGUUUUAGCGUUGGUAUCAUUGUAUUUUCACCCAGCUGUUACAUGAGCUUUAACAACAACGACGACAACAACAAUCUGUAUAAAAUGGUUUUUAAGUACUUAAUGUAUGUACCCAUGCAGAAGUUGAGCAAUAAAUUGUAUGCUGUUUGCACUGUCACAGCAUCAAUGGUUUUAAAA
Myiozetetes cayanensis is the source of this 6316-nucleotide messenger RNA. RefSeq names its product SMAD specific E3 ubiquitin protein ligase 2 (gene SMURF2). The record is from RefSeq and is a predicted model, not a curated record. Gene Ontology annotation, biological process: negative regulation of BMP signaling pathway; ubiquitin-dependent protein catabolic process. The coding region runs from base 299 to 2590 and encodes 763 amino acids. Lineage: Eukaryota; Metazoa; Chordata; Aves; Passeriformes; Tyrannidae. Gene Ontology annotation, molecular function: ubiquitin protein ligase activity; protein binding. The transcript is spliced from 20 exons.